AUGCAGGUCGGUUGCGCGAACGAGUUCGAGGCCUUCGCCCACUUCUACAAGGACACCGGCAUGUUCGGAUUCUACAUCGAGUGCGACGAGGUGGCCGUGGAGCAUGCUGUUGGCGAGUUGAUGUUCGGCAUGAACCUGUUGUCAUUUAGCGUCACUGAGGAAGAGGUCGCGCGCGGCCAGCGCGAGCUGAAGAACGCGCUCUGCAGCGCCACGAACUCCACGGAGUCGGCGUGCGCCAACCUGGGCAAGGAGAGAUCCUGGCUUACGGUCGCAGCAUCCCCCUGGCGGAGAUGUUCCUCCGCAUCGAGGCGGUCGACGCCGAGGAUCACGACGUGA
Molecule: messenger RNA, 336 nt
Organism: Prorocentrum cordatum
Lineage: Eukaryota; Dinophyceae; Prorocentrales; Prorocentraceae
Source: the annotation of a GenBank genome assembly